AUGGAGACUGCUAUCAGCAAAACCAGUGAAUCAGAGGAAGACUAUGGCGAGGAAGAGGAGUCAGAGGAGGAAAGUGUUAAAAAGGCUACAGACCCCUCUAAUGCUUCGCAACAGAGCAGCACAGAGGCAGGUGGGAAUGGGGUCCCCGCUUCCACUGUCAAGAAGUCUCCGAAGAAAGUAGCAGCCCCAUCUGAGCCAGAGGACUCUGAUAUUGGGAGGAAAAGGAGACGUCGGAAGCGAAAGCUCCUGACUAUCAACCUGACCAAUUGCAAGUAUGAAAGUGUUCGACGAGCAGCCCAGCUCUGUGGCCUGAAGGAAGUGGGGGAAGAUGAAGAAUGGACAGUUUAUUGGACUGACUGUUCUGUCUCACUGGAGCGUGUUAUGGACAUGAAGAGGUUUCAGAAAAUCAACCACUUUCCAGGAAUGACAGAAAUCUGUCGCAAAGAUCUGCUGGCCCGGAAUCUCAACCGCAUGCAUAAGCUCUAUCCUUCUGAGUAUAACAUCUUCCCCCGGACCUGGUGCCUCCCUGCAGACUAUGGGGACUUUCAGAACCAUGGACGUCAGCGGAAAACUCGUACUUAUAUCUGUAAGCCAGACAGUGGCUGCCAGGGACGGGGUAUCUUCAUCACCCGGAAUCCUCGGGAGAUCAAACCAGGAGAGCAUAUGAUCUGUCAGCAGUAUAUAUCUAAGCCCUUCCUCAUCGAUGGCUUCAAGUUUGAUAUGAGAAUCUAUGUCCUGAUCACAUCCUGUGACCCACUUCGUGUCUUCAUGUAUGAAGAAGGCUUAGCCCGCUUUGCUACCAUGCCGUACAUGGAACCCAGCAUCAACAAUCUGGACGAUGUCUGCAUGCACUUGACCAACUAUGCCAUCAACAAACACAAUGAGAAUUUUGUCCGGGAUGAGACUAUAGGCAGUAAGAGGAAGCUGUCAACACUCAAUACCUGGCUGAGGGACCACAGCUACGAGCCAAGAGAACUGUGGGGGGAUAUCGAGGACAUCAUCAUCAAGACUGUAAUCUCCGCUCAUUCCGUCCUUCGACACAACUAUCGAACCUGCUUUCCACAGUAUUUGGGUAGUGGUACUUGUGCCUGCUUUGAGAUCCUUGGCUUUGAUAUAUUACUGGACCACAAGCUGAAGCCCUGGCUGCUAGAGGUAAAUCACUCUCCAAGCUUCACCACAGACUCAUGCCUUGAUCGGGAAGUGAAAGAUGCACUUCUUGGUGAUGCCAUGAACCUUAUCAACUUACGAGGCUGUGACAAAAAGAAGGUGCUAGAAGAAGAUAAGCGGAGAGUUAAGGAACGACUUUUCCAAAGUCAUCAACAGCCACGAGAAUCCCGAGAAUCCCGGUAUUCUGAUCGAGAACAAUUGGAGUCAACAAAUGCGGCAUUGCUGGAUCAAGAGAGGUAUGAGAACUCCCACCUAGGUGGCUAUCGACGUAUCUACCCUGGGCCAGACACUGAAAAGUAUGCACCAUUCUUCAAGCACAACGGCUCCCUUUUCCAGGAGACUGCUGCCUCCAAAGCCAGGGAAGAAUGUGCCAGGCAGCAACUGGAGGAGAUCCGCCUGAAGCAGGAACAGCUUGAGGCCACAGGCAACAAUAACGUCAAGAAGAGGAAAGAAAAUAAGGAUGUCAACCAGGGUGAAUCAGCAGGAGAGAAGACCAGGCCCAGAGUGGGGCCCAAGAGCCUGCCCUCUCGUCUGAGCUACAUGAGGUCUAGGAACCAAGAAAAGCAGCUGCCAACAGUACAGGUGGACACCAUGCAACCUCAAGAUAUUGUGGAGGAAGAGGAGCUGGAGCGGAUGAAGUCCCUUCUCCAAAGGGAAAAUCUUAUUCGUAGUCUGGGUAUUGUAGAUCAGCUUACCCGUUUGCUGCACCCUACUCAACGAUCCCAGAACAAAUUCCCUUCAAAUCGGCCCAAGAACCUCAACUGGUUAGGUACCUCUUCUACGUUAGGUACCUCUUCUACAGGCAGUGGUUCGAACUCACUUACAAUGAAGAAGUCAGGCAGACGUUAUUUUUCCAGUGCCCGAUGCAAGCAUGAGAGCCAGGGCCAAACAAACAGAAGGCUAGAAGCUAUGAACCGGGCAUUGGCAGGAUCAGUGCCACCCUCCCUAACCCCAAGGCAGGGCUACCUUCUGCACCCUGAGAGAGAGGCAAGUGAUUCCUGGGCUGGCUGCAGCUUGCCCUCCAUGACAGAAUCCAGGCAUAGAGCCACAACCCGGGAGCUGACUUUGUGUCCUGCCUCAGCACCCCUUCUCCAGCACUCUACUGCACUGGGUCUCCUCAACAUCAGCAGCCACCACAGGUGAUGGUCCAGAGCCCAGGGCCGGAAGAAUGAACCCACUGGUCCUUGGAAAUCAGCGAGCAGACGUUAACAUCUGGGCCGAAAAGAGAGCAGGUGACUACUCCCUAGGUCCGACCUCGGACCCGAGCACAGCGCGUAGGAACACAGAGCCGGGUGACCGGGCGUGGGGCUGCCAGCGCUCAGGAGGAUGUCGGCGUGCUGCGGUGUGACGUGAGGCCUGGAGUGCGUGCGCCGGCCGGGGUAGGGGCGCGCCGCCGCCGCCGCCUAGCGACCGCCCCUAACCGACUGGGGCGGUACCAGGGCAGCCACGGCCUGGGCCGAGACUUAGCUCUUUGCAAUUGUAUUCGUCUUUUUAUUAAAGUUUUAUAGCGUUUCCCUUCCUGCCUGUCACUUCCCCAGCGCCUCACGCUUCAGGGACUGGACUAGGGGGCCCUAAGCCCCUGAGCUGUUGUCCCCUCACCUGUCACUCGAAACUGGGCUGGGAACGACCCGA
This is a messenger RNA of Gracilinanus agilis (Agile Gracile Mouse Opossum), 2799 nucleotides long. Its product is annotated as tubulin polyglutamylase TTLL13P-like. Bases 1 to 2310 code for a protein of 769 amino acids. The transcript is spliced from 15 exons. Gene Ontology annotation, biological process: protein polyglutamylation; microtubule cytoskeleton organization. Gene Ontology annotation, cellular component: cilium. Gene Ontology annotation, molecular function: tubulin-glutamic acid ligase activity; tubulin binding. The record is from RefSeq and is a predicted model, not a curated record. NCBI's taxonomy places the organism in Eukaryota, Metazoa, Chordata, Mammalia, Didelphimorphia, Didelphidae.